Molecule: messenger RNA, 2299 nt
Organism: Myxocyprinus asiaticus (Chinese sucker)
Lineage: Eukaryota; Metazoa; Chordata; Actinopteri; Cypriniformes; Catostomidae
Product: cell growth regulator with EF hand domain protein 1-like
Exons: 6
Coding region: 68-889 (273 amino acids)
Molecular function (GO): calcium ion binding
Source: RefSeq, a predicted model, not a curated record
AGGAGCUGAUUUUACGAUUUUAUUCGGGCACGACACGUCCACGGAAUUCACGUGUGCCCGGUCACUGAUGAAAACACACGGUGUUAUGCCGCAUUCAUCUGCCGGGGUGGGUCUCGCUGAACACCGCUGCAUGGCGCUACCGCUUACUGCUGCAGAACGAGGUGUGCCAAAGAUAUCCAAAGGAGCAGUUAAUAUGAUCAUAGCAAGACUUGUGUUCUUGCUCAUCCUCCCGUCACUGGGUGUGUGUGCUCCACAAGUACAGAAAACCUCCAGUGAUGGCGUUCUUCCAUCAGACUUUGCCAAUCCUUUUGGGUCCAGCGAAAACAACCACAGGCUCUUGCAAAGCUACAUCAAGAGCAACCUGAAGGAGGGACAGGCCAGUCCGGAGCUUAACACAAGGGAGCAAGAGAUGUUCUUCCUCUUCUCCUUGUAUGACUAUGAUAGAAGUGGGCAGAUGGAUGGCCUUGAAUUGAUGCAGCUUCUGACAGAUUUCCUGUCUCAUCAUGCAAUGAUGCCAAAGUCGACAGAUUCUGUAGUGUCUUUGGUGGAUUACCUGUUACAAACUCAGGAUCUAAACCAGGAUGGAUUACUGGCUCCCUCAGAGCUGUUAUCAUCGUCCAUGCAGGACCAUCAGCAAGAAAACAACAUUGUGCUCCCUGAUGCUCCAGCUGAGCCAGUGGAGGACACCUUAAAACAGGAGCAAACAGAGGAUGGUGAUGCUGAUACUCACCAGCAAGAGGCAGCGGUCCAAGACAAUCAGGAACCUGAACAGAAACAGGAACAGCUAUUACCUGCUGAAGAACAUAAUGAGACAGAAGAUCCAGCUCAAGAAGAACAUAAACAGGCUGAGGAACCAUCAGAUCAGAACCAGAUACCAGAAUCAGAUUAAGAGCAGCUGGGCAGACUACAGCCCCCAGAAGAUCAGGAGCUGCAAUAUGGUCAGCAGGAAUAGGAGACCAUGCCAGUCCAUUAAAGUGACCUAGAGAUGUAAUGCCAAAUUAAGCAUGAAGUGCAACAUUAGAGACAAAUCAGCCAUACUUUGAAAACCACAACGCUUGUCAAGUCUCCUGUUUAGUUUCACAUGCUGCAUAUAUUGUUUGACUGAAGCAUAAUUUAUUUCUAGGUACUAAAGAUUUUAAGUCCAAAAGCAUGUGUUAAUGAUAUAGUUCUUGUGAGUCCACCAAACUGAAGACAACUCUAAUAUACUUUGCUUUUAAUUAUCAUAGAUUCUAAAAAAAAAAAAGGUUCCGCUAGAAUGUAUUCAUCACAUAUUCAUCUGAAUUAGUAACGUGUUAUUCAAACUAUGCAAACCCAUAAAAGCUUGGAUUUUACUAAAAGCUUGGAGACUUUAAUUCAAAAAUUUUUCUAUGCUCAAAUGUUUUCUUGAGUUAAAAUGCCUUGGAAAUAAACAGCCAAAUUAGUGGUGGAGUGUAUAUUUUAAGAUGCUGUUACAAAGUACUUUUUUCUGACUUGUGUGCAACUCAGAAUUUGGAUGGCUCAGGAUGCAUUUUUAACAUAGUUUAACAAAGUUUUAACUUUGGUGCAAAAUGUACAGCAAGUAAGAAUAAGCAAAGAUCUGUAUUCUACUUUCAGUGCAACACCAAAAGGCUUAAAGGGAUAGUUCGCCCAAAAAUGAAAAUUUGCUAAUUAUUUACUCACCCUCAUGCCAUCCCAGAUUUCUUCUGCUGAAUACAAACAAAGAUUUUUAGGUCCUCACAAUGCAAGUGAAUGGGUAUUACAAUUUUGAAGCUCCAAAAAGCACAAAGACAGCAUAAAAGUAAUCCGUAUGACUCCAGUGGUUAAAUACAUAUAUUCAGAAGCGAUAUGAUAAGUGUGGGUGAGAAACAGAUCAAUAUUUAUGUCCUUUUUUACUAUAAAUUAUCCUCCCUGCCCAGUAGGUGGCGAUAUGCAUGAAGAAGGAGAAUCACCAAAAACAAAAGAAGAAGAAUGUGAAAGUGAGAUUUAUAGUAUAAAAGGACCUGAGUAUUGAUCUAUUUUUUACCCACACCGUAUCACUUCCGAAGAUAUGGAUUUACCCACUGGAGUCGUAUGGAUUACUUUUAUCCAACAUUUAUGUGCUUUUGGAGCUUCAAAAUUUUGGUCACCAUUCACUUGCAUUGUAUGGACCUACAGAGCUGAAAUAUUCUUCCAAAAAUCUUCGUUUGUGUUCUGCAGAAGAAAGAAAGUCAUACACAUCUGGGAUGAUAUGAGGGUGAGUAAAUUAUGAGAAUUUAAAUUUUGGGGUAAAAUAUCCCUUUAAGACCACUCAUUUUCAGGCACAAAUUUUGGUUCCAUUUCU